AUGACAAUGGACACCGAUACACCAGCUACUCUCAUGUCGCAGAUGGAUCUGCAGAGACUAGUAUUGACCAUGCAACAGGACAUCUCUGCCCACAACAGUGCUUUGCAAGAGCUAAAUGCCUUGAAAACCACUAUUUUGAAUCUCCAAAAACAAAAUGAAUCCCUGACCCAAGAGAAUGAGCGUCUGCGUCAGCAACUCAACUCUCAACAAGGUUCCACAACCACUCAAGCGCAACCCAAAUCAGGUAUUCAACAGCAACCCAAACCCCAUUCUUCAGCUACACAGUCCACCCAACAAGCACCCAAUGCCACCAAAAAGACUCCCAACAACUCUUGGACCGAAGUAAUCAAACGUUCCAAAAAGGUUCGCAACCCUGCCGAUGUAACUGACAAACAUCGCCAAGCUAUUACUCGUGGUUUUAACUUGGCUCCUGAAGGGCCAAAAGGCUACACAACGGUGUACUUUAACCGCUCUCGCCGCUUCACUCGCACUGAAGUCCGCAACAACUUGCAUCUGAUCAAAGCUGAUGCUUCUCGUAUCAUUGAUGUAACGUUCCCUGCUAGAAACAUCAUUGGCGUCCUAGUCCAUUUGCAAUACAAGGACAACCUCGUCUCCAUUCUCACCAAGAACAACAUCAAUGUUGUGGAAGGCUUUGAUCCUACUGAUCCCAAACACCUCGCUGACCCCAAGUUUAAAGAGAUGUCCCUCUCUAAGCGUGAGGAUGCUGCCUUUGACCUGCAAAUCAAUCGUUGUGCCAAGUCUCUUGUCUACCUUGCCAAUCGUCGUUCUCGUCUUUUUGCUUCUGUUGCUAAUCACUUUUUGGAAAAUGGUUGGACCACCACUGAAUACAUUGAUUCUGUCGCCCCUGUCAAUAACAUCUUUGGCUCUUCUGGUUUCAAGAAAAGCUCUGGCUCAUCUGAUGUUGACAUUCAUUAUACAUCCUCCUCGCUCCCUGACCAUCCUCUCUCUGCUUCUAAUCCGUCCUCAUCAAUACCAACUAUACUCAAUAACACUAUACCUACUACUCCUCCUCCUCCUACAGCUUUGGCUCCAGUCAUUAAUAGCGCUUCUCAACUCACUCCACUCACCAUUGGCCUCUGGAACGCUCGCGGUCUCAGAGAUACCACCAUUGAUGAUGUUCUCCGUUAUUGCCUAUCCUUCUCUGUGCUGUUCAUUACCGAAACAUGGCUGAACCGCCAUCCCAUCCGACUACCCACCAAUUGGCAGCAAUUCCACUUACCUGGCGUCACUGUCGCAGGCGGUGGUCGUGGCUCUCGUGGCAUUACAUGCUUGAUCAACCCUUCCUGUCCCCUCACAGCAUUUCAGACGCCUUUGCCCUCUGCUCUUCAAGAGUUUGCUUUGGGUAUUCAACUUGGUCGUGAACUUCGGCUCAUUUGUCUGUAUAUACCACCUGAGCAAGCGGAUCUCUAUACUGAAAAUGUCUCUUCCAUCCUGAAUGCGAUCCCGUUGGAUCAUGACACAAUCAUCUGUGGCGAUCUGAAUGCCCGCAUGGGUAGCUUUGUUGGUGACUCCUCUACAAAUAACCGUGGUCGUCUACUUCAAGAGUACUGUGCCGAUAAUCAAUUAAACGUUUUGAACUGUCAAUUAGCCCACUCUACACCUACCUUUGAGGACCGUCGUAGUGGGCGGAAUGUAAGUAGCAUUGUCGAUUACUACAUCUCAAAUGUAGAAUCACUUUCCUUUGCCUCUCUGGAUACCUCAUCUCCACCUUCUUCCUCCUCAAUUAGUAUUUACUCUGACUUGUCUUUGGGAUCUGAUCAUAAACUGAUGUCUCUGACGUUUGAUUACCACUCAAACGAACCUGCUCUUGCUAUGCCUGCUACGCCAUCACCAUCACCUCGUCUCCUAUGGAAGCUCUCACGUCUACAAGAAACGGAUGUACGCAAUUUGUAUGCACAACGCUUUACAGCCCUCUCUCAACCGUUGCUACAACAGCUGAUCUCGCUUGUGCGCUCACCACCUGAUACACAACCUCCAAUCGAUACCCUCAACAGUGAUCUCACCAAUUGUAUAUAUCAGGCACUGGAUGAAUCCGUUACUCGGCAAUCCCAGCGACCCAACUUUUGGAAGAAAUUCUGGACCCUCGAUCUUCAACGGCUCUGUGAUCAUCGUGAAGCUCUCUAUCGUAAAUAUCGUCGUUGUCCCGCUUCAUUGGACAAGGCAUAUUGGUGGAAUCAACAUGUGGAAGCACAUCAAAAGUUUAAACAAGCCCUUCGUAGAGCUAAACAGGUUUCGUGGCACGCAUUCUGUGAAUCUUUAUUCAAGCAAGACUUUUCAAAGGCUAUGUCAAAAAUCAAGUUGAUCAAAUCCAGGCGACAAAGACAAUCAGGGUAUCUACAUGUGGACGGUGCUCAAGCUGGUGCUAAUGCUAUGCGUGAUCACCUUGCUACCAUUUAUGCUGGAUCCAAUCUCCCAACAAAUCGACCUCCAUGCCCUUUUGCUACACAUGGUAGACAUCUGCCAUAUGGUGUUCCUCCUCCUCAGUCAGCCUCCCAUCUUGGUGGUACUCGUCUGGCAAAUGGUGACAUCAGUACAUUGAAUCCGCAUGCUUCUCCUUUCAUCCCAUCAUACCUCUCACAUAGAACUCUACCACAUGAUGACUCUGACCCAACAGGUCGUGUUGUCUCAGCAUCGGUCCACAACGAAGCUUUUGACGAGAUUAUUAGUAUUGACCAUAUCAUUCAGCAGAUCAAGUCGUUGCCAUACCGUAAAGCACCUGGCCGUGAUUCAAUUCGUGGUGAAAUGCUGAAACCCAUUCAGAAACCACUUGCCACUGUUCUGUCAUACCUCUUUGCUCUGACCUAUCAAUGGUCUUACACACCAGCGGAUUGGCGUCAUGGUAAUGUUUGUAGCAUCUACAAGAAGGGACCUGUCACGGAGGCAUCAAGCUUUCGGCCCAUCUCAUUGACUAGUACACUGAGAAAACUCUUUGAAAUGUGCCUUGCUCCCCUUGUCCUCACCAUUUCACCACCAUUAGAUGUAGCCCAGAAUGGUUUCCGAUCCGCAAGAAGUGCACUUGAUGGUGCUCUUAGUCUCCAAGACUUAAUGAAAGACUACCAGAACCAACACUACCACUGGCCAACUGUGUGCUUCCUUGAUAUCAAGAGUGCCUAUGAUGUUGUUGAUCGCCGUGUGAUCUGGAAUUCGCUGCUCUCUGCCAAUGCUCCAAUGCCACUUGUCUCAUUGCUCUCCAAUUUGUUUGACGAUGUUUCUAUUUCAGUGCUGAAUCAGCAAUGCGUGUCCCAAGAACUCUCACUGCAUACUGGAUUGCUUCAAGGCUCCACCCUUAGUCCCCACUUAUUCAGUAUCUUUAUCAACUCACUGCCAGCUUUGUUGCGUCAAGCUGCAUCGUCCUCCACCACUCGUGUCAUGUCAACAUCACCAUCAUGUGCUCCCUCUCCUCUUUGGUCCGUCAUAACACCCACUCAUGCUACUAAUAUUCACUACGGCCCAACUGAUGUUCUCACAGAAUAUCGAUGCGCUCUUUUGGGAACAUUGAUGUUCUCGUGA
Messenger RNA from Mucor velutinosus, 3531 nucleotides. RefSeq lists its product as uncharacterized. NCBI's taxonomy places the organism in Eukaryota, Fungi, Mucoromycota, Mucoromycetes, Mucorales, Mucoraceae. Gene Ontology annotation, molecular function: catalytic activity. Bases 1 to 3531 code for a protein of 1176 amino acids. The transcript has 2 exons. The record is from RefSeq and is a predicted model, not a curated record.